AUGAGUAAUCUAGAGAAGUCCCUCUUCCAGCUCAAGUUUACAGCGAAAUCUUUACAGAGACAAGCUAAGAAAGCCAAUAAAGACGAAGUGUCAGAGAAGAAUAAAUUGAAGCAGGCUUUGGCAAAAGGAAACACUGAUGGAGCUAGGAUAUAUGCACAGAAUGCUAUCCGCAAAAAAACUGAGGGACUGAACCUACUGAGAUUAGCAUCGAGGAUUGAUGCCGUUGCGAGUCGUGUAGAAACUGCUGUGACGAUGAGAAGCGUUACCAACAGUAUGGGAAGUGUGGUCAAAGGAAUGGAUAAAGCUAUGGAGAGUAUGAAUCUGGAGAGAAUAUCAGUAGUGAUGGAUAAGUUUGAAUCGCAAUUCUCCGAUUUGGACGUCCAGACCUCUUAUAUGGAAUCGACAAUGUCAGAUACAACAGCAUUGACAACACCACAAGAUCAAGUCGAUACGUUGAUGCAGCAAGUUGCUGAUGAAGCUGGAUUAGAGAUUCAGCAUGGUUUGGGAGAAGCUAAAGUACCUGCUAAAGAACCUAUUCAAAGUCAAGCUGAAGUCGUGGGAAAUAAAGAAGAAGAUGGUAAAUUAGCUGAAAGAUUAAGGGCUUUACGACCCGCUACAUGA
Molecule: messenger RNA, 621 nt
Organism: Kwoniella shivajii
Lineage: Eukaryota; Fungi; Basidiomycota; Tremellomycetes; Tremellales; Cryptococcaceae
Exons: 6
Coding region: 1-621 (206 amino acids)
Biological process (GO): late endosome to vacuole transport; endosome transport via multivesicular body sorting pathway; protein transport
Cellular component (GO): multivesicular body; ESCRT III complex
Source: RefSeq, a predicted model, not a curated record